Copidosoma floridanum is the source of this 387-nucleotide messenger RNA. Its product is annotated as atrial natriuretic peptide receptor 2-like. Lineage: Eukaryota; Metazoa; Arthropoda; Insecta; Hymenoptera; Encyrtidae. The record is from RefSeq and is a predicted model, not a curated record.
AUGUCGCAGAUGAAGGACCUGCAGCACGACCAUUUGGUGAGAUUUUACGGUGCCUGCGUCGAGCCGCCGCACUGCUGCUUACUCACCGAGUACUGUCCCAGGGGCUCGCUGCAGGACAUCCUCGAAAACGACCAGAUGAAGCUCGACGGGGUCUUCCGGAUAUCCCUGAUAAACGACGUGGUGCGGGGCAUGAGCUACCUGCACUGUUCGGAGAUACGUAGCCACGGCAACCUCAAGUCGACGAAUUGCCUCGUGGAUUCGCGAUUCGUCCUCAAGAUCGCGGAUUUCGGGCUCCACGAGCUCCGGGGACCGGCACGUCCCUUCGAGCCGGACUCGGACGAGGACAGCAACACCUACGCCUACUGGAGAACUGCGAAGUUGGUAUAG